Messenger RNA from Scedosporium apiospermum, 888 nucleotides. RefSeq lists its product as uncharacterized. NCBI's taxonomy places the organism in Eukaryota, Fungi, Ascomycota, Sordariomycetes, Microascales, Microascaceae. The transcript is spliced from 3 exons. The coding region runs from base 1 to 888 and encodes 295 amino acids. The record is from RefSeq and is a predicted model, not a curated record.
AUGCGCAUCUCAUCCACCAUCCUCCUGGCGAUGCCUCUCGCGGCCUCGGCCGCCGACUCCCUCUUCGACCAAUACAAGGCGCAGUUCCAAAACAUACUCGGAAACUGGGGCUACUCCUCGGGCGGCUCGGCCGACUCGGCCGCGGGCGCUGGCUCUGACGCAGCCCCCGAGGCCAAGGCUGAGGUUGUUGAUGACUUUGCGGACGCGACCUUCGCUGCCGAGGGCGAGGAGCCGCGGGUGUCGGGGUCGACUUUGUCCGUCUUGACUAUUAACAACUGGAAGGAUACUCUAUUUGCGCCGGUCCAGGAGGGUGCGACUACUCCUGAGGAGUGGUGGGUUCUCAUUACGGGUCGGAACAAGACCUGCGGUGGAAGACACUGUGUCAGGGCUGAGGCAGCCUUCAACGAAACGGCAGACCACUUCGCAACCCUGCCCGAAGCCCCCCAUAUGGGCCUCAUCAACUGCGACAACGAACCCGUCCUCUGCAACGCCAUCAGCUGCGGUCCCGGCAGCCUCUGGAUCCUCGACGUUCUCCCGCCGCCCCUCAACGUCGACAUCAACAUCAAGCGCCUCAACCUCACGACCGUCGAGGCCAAGGACAUCAUCGGCUACCUUCCGCGCGAGGGCAGGAAGGAGGCCGGGUUCCGCCCGUUCAUCUCGUACUUCCACCCCUUCGACGGCCCUCUGGCCAAGUACGGCGUUCUCAUCCCAUUGGGCUACGUUGCUUGGGUGUUUUCGUUCAUUCCCAAUUGGCUGUUUAUGUUUGCCGUUUCUGCCAUCAGCAGGACUAUGAUGACCAACCGCAUGCGAAACACGGAGGAGCGUCGGGCAGCCCAGCGUGCUGCUGCUGCUGCCGGUGCCGCACCUGCCGCCGGCGCUGGUCAGUAA